GAAUGUUAAUGACGUCAUUCGGAAAUCUCCCGACACGGUCAUCGAAGCAUGAAUGUUUGACAAUACAGCUGGGUGUGUCAAACAAGAACAGUGUCACCUGUGCGAUUUUGGAUUAUAUUCUUCAUUUAAAAAAAUGCGAUAUUAAUUUUAUUACACAGAUUGGAAUAAAUUCAUACUGACACAAACAUAAGAGACCAGCAGACAUGGUGAUUUUAGGAAAGGGUGACCAUGUAUGGCUGGAGCCCAAGGUCAAGGGUGAGUUUUCAGUGUCAAUUGGAGCGAUCGUCCAGGCGUCAGACCAUGGCCGCAUUCGGGUUGUUGACGACAAUGGCAAAGAGCACUGGAUUGACUCAACUAUGCAGAUUCGGCACAUGAACGCGACUUCUGUCAACCACAUUGAGGACAUGAUUCUGCUAGGUGACCUCAACGAAGCUGGAAUUCUGAGAAACCUUUUCCUGAGAUACUCGGAGAACAAGAUCUAUACCUACACAGGCUCCAUUCUGGUGGCGGUCAAUCCGUACCAGAUCUUGCCAAUCUACACGCCGGAGUACAUCAACGAUUAUCGGGACAAGAAGAUCGGUGAAAUGCCUCCCCAUAUCUUCGCCAUCGCUGACAACUCGUAUCACAACAUGCAGAGAUACAAACACGAUCAAUGUGUCAUCAUCAGCGGUGAGUCCGGGGCGGGUAAGACCGAGAGUACCAAGCUGAUCCUGCAGUUCCUGGCCGCUAUCAGUGGUCAACACUCCUGGAUCGAACAACAGAUCCUUGAGGCGAACCCCAUUUUGGAAGCUUUUGGGAACGCAAAGACGAUACGCAACGACAACUCGAGCCGCUUUGGCAAGUACAUAGACAUCCACUUUAACCAGCGCGGCUCCAUAGAGGGCGCCCAGAUCCUCCAGUACCUGCUGGAGAAGUCGCGCAUCGUACACCAGGCCCAUGACGAACGCAACUACCACAUCUUCUACUGCAUGCUCGCCGGGAUGACCAACGAGGAGAAACAGAAACUGCAUGUCAAGACCGCCACUGACUACUGGUACCUGACCCAGGGUGGAAACACAACAUGCGAGGGUCGUGACGAUGCGGUGGAGUUUGCAGACAUCCGCUCGGCCAUGAAGGUGCUCAUGUUCGGUGACAAGGAGGUGUGGGAGCUGCUCAAGAUACUGGCUGCACUGCUUCACCUUGGAAAUCUCAAGUACAAUGCCAUUGAGAUGGACAACACAGACGAUGCCAGUGAAAUUAGGGACAUCUCUCACAUAGACAAGAUCUGUUCUCUCCUGGAGUUCAACAGACAAGACCUUAUAGAUGCUCUGACAACAAAAACCAUCGUGACGAGAGGUGAAAGUGUGACUAGCGCGAUGGGUAUAACCCAGUCCAUGGAUGUGCGUGACGCGUUUGUGAAGGGGAUCUACGGUAGAAUGUUCAUCUGGAUCGUUGAGAAGAUCAAUACUGCCAUCUUUAAGCCUAAGACGGACCCGAAACAUUACCGAAGCUCCAUUGGCGUUCUGGACAUUUUUGGAUUUGAAAGUUUUGAUGUGAACAGCUUCGAGCAGCUGUGCAUCAACUACGCCAACGAGAACCUGCAGCAGUUCUUUGUGCAGCACAUCUUCAAGCUGGAACAGGAGGAGUAUGACAAUGAGGGCAUCAACUGGCAGCACAUAGAGUUCGUGGACAACCAGGAGGCACUGGAUCUCAUUGGGCUCAAACCUAUGAACAUCAUCUCGCUGGUCGACGAGGAGAGCAAGUUUCCAAAGGGUACAGACCAGACCAUGUUGAACAAGCUACAUCAGACCCAUGAGAACAACAAGAACUACCUGCGACCGAAGGCUGACAUCAACCGGGUGUUCGGCAUCAACCACUUUGCAGGAGUCGUCUUCUAUGACAGCAAAGGGUUCCUCGAGAAGAACAGAGACACUUUCUCUGGUGACCUUCUACAGGUCAUACAGAACUCAGGGAACAAGUUCGUGGUCACUAUAUUCAAACAGGAUAUCCUUAUGGGUCAGGACACCAGAAAGAAGCCCCCCACUCUGGGAGCUCAGUUCAAGAGGUCGCUGGAGGCCCUUAUGAAGACCCUGAACGCCUGUCAGCCAUUCUUUGUUAGGUGCAUCAAACCCAAUGAGUUCAAGAGAGCUCAGGACUUUGAUAGGGAGCUAUGCUGCAAGCAGCUCCGUUACUCGGGCAUGAUGGAGACCAUCCGUAUCCGACGCGCAGGCUACCCGAUCCGGCACUCGUUCUACGACUUUGUGGACCGGUACCGGAUCCUGGCGGAGGGAAUCGGGCCCGCACACAGGGAGGAGUGCCGGGCGGCAUCCAUGAAGAUCUGCCAGAAGGUGCUGCAUGGCAUGGACUUCCAGCUGGGGAGAUCUAAAGUGUUCUUGAAGGACGCCCAAGAUGCUUUCUUGGAACAGAGGCGAGAGAUUGCACUCACUGAGAAGAUAUCGGUCAUACAGAAGUGCGUACGCAUGUGGGCGGUGCGGAAACGUUUCCUCAAGAUGCGUGGCAGCUGCACAAUUAUCCAGUCAAGAUGGCGCGGAUACGCCGCUAGGAAGAGAUUCUUGGCUAUGCGUCAAGGCUACAUGCGUCUGCAGGCCCUAGCGAAGUCCAGAAAACUCACUGCGCGAUUCAAUGCCCAGCGAAGCCUGGUUAUCAAUGUACAGCGCUACUGUCGAGGGUUCCUCAUACGUCGGUGGGCUCAGCAACGCAUGGUGGCAAUCAUCAAAGUCCAGGCUCACAUCCGCUCGGCCAUUCAACGGAUGAGGUUCCGUAGGCUGAGAAUAGAGUAUGAGAAGCGCAUGGAGGCUGAGCAGAUGAAGAUGGAGGAGGAGAACAGGCUGAAGAAGAAGAUGAAUGAGAAGAAGGCGAAACAGGAGGCAGAGAGACUGCACCAGGAGCGUAUUGCGAACAUCACGCGGGAGGCCGAGGAGAUUGAAAGACAGCAACGGGAGGCCACAAAGAUGAAGGUGGAGCAGAUAAAUUUAGCUGAAAAAGAGAGGAACAAACCCAAGAGUGACUCGCAAGUGGUUGACGAGAUGUUUGGGUUCAUCGAUACCGGCAACGGCAUGGAAGGCUCCGGACCGUUAGCAUUCGCGGAUCUGGAGGAAAAGCGUCGAAGAGCAAUUUCCGACAUGGACUAUGACAUUAGUGAAGGGCACAUGCCUUUCGUACAACCAGACGAAGAAGACCUUUCUGAAUACAAGUUCGCCAAGUUUUCCGCGACGUUCUUCCAAGCCAACGCGACGCACACCUACAUUCGGCGACCAAUCAGAACGUCGCUGCUGCAGUUGAAGUCAGAGAGCGAUCACAUGGCCGCACUUGCCGUCUGGAUUACAAUCCUGCGAUUCAUGGGAGAUCUCCCCGAACCGAAAGUGUACACUGGAGUACAAGACACUAGGGACACGACUCCAGUGAUGACGAAGAUCUACUCAACGCUGGGCCGCAAGUUCAACAAGAAAGACCUGGAGGAGGCCCAGAGGAUGAACAUGGAGCUGGAGAACGAGCCUGCGGCCAUGAUGCGGGUCAGCGGGAAACGCAGCAUACGCAAAAAGAUGGUGUCUUUGACCUUGAAGAAGAAGUCGAAGAUCACAGAAGAGUUCAAAAGUCACCUAGGUGACUCUGAGUACUACUCGCCUACCGGGCAGAACGCUCUGCUGGAGGAGAAACCCACCACGAACCUCGAGAAACUGCAUUUCAUUAUAGGCCAUGGAAUUCUGAGGCCUGAUUUGAGAGACGAGAUCUACUGCCAGAUUGCCAAGCAGUUGACCCAGAACCCGUCUCGAUCCUCCCACGCCCGCGGCUGGAUCCUCCUCUCCCUCUGUGUUGGAUGCUUCGCACCUUCGGACAGGUUCAUCAAGUAUCUACGUAACUUCAUCAGUGAAGGUCCACCUGGCUACGCUCCAUACUGCGAAGAACGCCUGAGACGAACCUUUGCAAAUGGCACACGCAACCAGCCACCAUCUUGGCUAGAGCUUCAGGCCACGAAAUCCAAGCGCCCACUGAUGUUGCCCAUCACGUUCAUGGACGGGAACACUAAGACGCUUCUUGCCGACUCUGCCACGACCGCCAGAGAGCUCUGCCAACAGCUCGGCGAGAAGAUUGUGCUCAGUGAUCAGUUUGGAUUCUCACUCUACAUUGCUCUCUUUGACAAGGUGUCCUCCCUUGGAAGCGGUGGAGACCACGUGAUGGACGCAAUCUCCCAGUGCGAGCAGUAUGCCAAGGAGCAGGGCGCCCAGGAGAGGAACGCCCCCUGGCGGCUAUUCUUCAGGAAGGAGAUCUUUGCACCCUGGCACGACCCCAGCGAGGACGCCACGGCAACCAACCUGAUCUACCAGCAGGUUGUCAGGGGAAUCAAGUUUGGGGAAUACCGCUGUGACAAGGAGGAUGACCUGGCUAUGAUCGCUGCCCAACAGCACUACAUCGAGUACGGCUCCAACAUCGGUGUGGAGCGUCUACAGAGCCUCCUGCCGACCUACAUACCGGACAGCAUGCUUGCCAAACCCAACGCCAUCUCCUUCUGGAUUCAGCAGGUAAACCAGAAGAUCAAGGGCCCUUACUUUGCCGGCGAUAAGAUCCAGGCAAUGAAGGUGAAGGAGGACAUUGUAAGCUAUGCAAAGUACAAGUGGCCGCUGCUGUUCUCGCGAUUCUAUGAGGCGUACAAAUUUGCUGGACCGAGUCUGCCAAAAAACGACGUAAUUAUCGCAGUAAACUGGACCGGCGUGUACGUUGUGGAUGAUCAGGAGCAAGUUCUGCUGGAGUUGUCUUUCCCCGAGAUCACGGCUGUCUCUAGUAGCAGGACUGGUAAAAUGCAUGGACAGAGUUUCACCCUUGCGACAGUGAAGGGUGACGAGUACACAUUCACGUCUCCAAACGCAGAGGACAUUCGUGACCUUGUGGUGACCUUCCUGGAGGGGCUCAAGAAGCGCUCCAAAUACGUGAUCGCUCUGCAAGACUACAGUGGACCAGGUGAUGGUUCCUCGUUCCUCAGUUUCCAGAAGGGAGACCUGAUCACGCUUGUCCAGCAGAACGGUGAGACGGUGAUGAACUCGGGCUGGUGUGUGGGUGAGUGCAUGCGUACCGGGAAACGUGGAGACUUCCCGGCGGAGUGCGUGUACGUUCUGCCUACCAUUACCAAGCCACCGCCAGAAAUACUGAACCUGUUUAUACAAUCUACUGACCCCAACAUGCUGUCCCAGACGGUGGGGGAGGUGGUACCAGAGCCUGGGGAGAAACCAUAUACCCUGGAGGAGUACAGUCUGGACCACUUCAGACCGCCCCCUAAGCGGACCCUUACAAAGACCCUAUCGACGGCCCGCAAGCGCAACCCGGACCAGCUGUGGCGCUACUCCAAGGACCCCCUAAAACAGCCCUUGCUCAAGAAGCUGAUUGGUCGAGAGGAAGUCAGCCAGGAGGCCUGCCUGUGCUUCCUAGCGAUCCUGAAGUACAUGGGAGACCACCCUUCCAAACGUGCUGCUGGACGAAUAGCCAACGAGCUGACAGACCAGAUAUUUGAACCACCACUUAGAACCGAACUGCUUAGAGAUGAAAUCUUCUGUCAGAUCAUCAAGCAGCUUACUGACAACAGGAACAGGUUAAGUGAGGAGCGCGGCUGGGAGUUGAUGUGGCUGGUGACAGGAUGUUUCGCUCCCUCCACCAACCUCCUCAAGGAGGUCAUGCACUUCCUGGGCUCAAGACGGAACCAGAUCGCUCAUGACUGCGUACAGCGUCUACAGAAAACACUCAGGAAUGGUACACGAAAGUAUCCGCCACACCAGGUUGAAGUAGAGGCUAUUCAGCACAAGACAACACAGAUCCUGCACAAAGUCUACUUUCCUGAUGAUUCAGAUGAGGCCUUUGAGGUGGAGUCCAGUACACGUGCUAAGGACUUCUGUUUGAAUAUCGCAAACAAGCUUGGGUUGAAAUCACAUGAAGGCUUCAGCCUCUUUGUGAAAAUUUCUGACAAAGUGAUCAGCGUCCCGGAGGGAGAUUUCUUCUUUGACUUUGUGCGUCACCUGAUUGACUGGAUCAGGAAAGCCAGGGCUACCAGGGAUGGCCCCACUCCCCAGUUCACAUACCAAGUGUUCUUCAUGAAGAAGCUGUGGACCAACCUGAUCCCCGGCAAGGACAUGAACGCCGACCUGAUCUUCCACUACCACCAGGAGCUGCCUAAGCUUCUCCGUGGCUACCACAAGUGCAGUCGUGAAGAGGCAGUGCGGUUGGCCGCCCUGAUUUACCGCGUGAAGUUCGGCGAGGACAAAACUGGCCUCGUGAAUCUAGUGAAGAUGUUGAGAGAGUUGAUUCCCGCAGAUCUUACCAAGGCUCAGUCACCUGACGACUGGAAGAGGGGCAUAUUAAGCCAGUACAACGCUGAUGCAGGCAUGACUCAAGACAACGCCAAAAUUGAAUUCCUUAAAGUGAUCUACUUGUGGCCAACAUUUGGCUCGGCCUUCUUUGAAGUGAAGCAAACGACAGAUUCCAGUUACCCAGAAAUCCUCCUGAUCGCCAUCAACAAGAACGGGGUCAACUUGAUCCACCCCCAGACAAAGGACAUAUUGGCCACUCAUCCAUUCACAAAGAUCUCCAACUGGAGCAGUGGUAACACGUAUUUCCACAUGACCAUCGGUAACCUGCUCCGUGGCAGCAAACUGCUCUGUGAAACAUCCCUGGGAUACAAGAUGGACGAUCUACUGACCUCGUACAUUAGCCUGAUGUUGACAAACAUGAACAAGCCCCCAGGGGGUCGACGAUAGGACCUGCCCACAGUCCAGUUAACAAGCUGGGAGCCGGUCGACGAUAGAACCCGCGCACAGUCCAGGCUGGUACAGGGCAGGUGUUACACUGAAUUGUGUUAAAGGGGUGACAUAGGACUUUGCUUCUUUACAGAACAUUUGUAUAAAUAUCUUGACAUUGGAUAAUUCUAGGUUUUGAUUAAAACUGUAUGGUAUGAAAAUGGUUAGAUCGGACUAACUUCAGAUGAAAUAGAGCUACUUGAUUAUUUGAAGUAUGUUGCUUUUGUUGGCUAUGUGUUACAUGCAUAAUUCAUAAUUUGAUUUUCAUCUUAUUCAACAUGCAGAGCUUGGUCUUAUUGGCUUUCAUGAUUGUAUUUUCAAUAAAGGGUUAAAUGUCAAGGAUAAGGAAAUAGUAAAACACAGUAUAUAUUCAGAUCCAUAAAUAUGCUCAUAAUCAAUUGCAUAGUUCAUAAAAAUUGAACUCCUAAAUAUUUUACAUGUUAUAUUUAUUAUUAUUUCUGCAUAAGUUGCAGCAUUUUCCAGACAUUUGAGGCAUCAGAUAAUGUCUUGAAAAAUACUUGGUAAAUGUUGAGUGAUGGUUUAUGAAUUGUUUUACAUUCUUUGAUAAAAUUAUACAUUAUUACAUGCAUAGACACUAUUGUAAAGUAUUUAAUCUUUAUUGUUACAUUUUUAGGUUGUCAAAUGUUUUCAUCAUGUUGUUAAUUGUAAAAUAAGUGGUUGUGAAAUUAAAUACAUGCAAUUGCAUACUGUUAACUUUACAUUGUUGAAAUAUUUACCUUGAACUAUAAAGUAUAGUAAUGUGUACAUGUUCACAUUGUUAAAGGUUACAAUAUACAUUGGUAUACAGUAAUAUACAGAUACAAUAUUGGUAUACAAUAAUAUACAGAUACAUUAUUGAAAAACUAAAUAUUUAUAAGGGCAAUUUACAGAUUCUUUUACAAUGAUUCUUGUGUCUCAUUUACACCUUUGACUCUCAAAUGUUUGUCUCACAAAAUGUGGAGUUCAAAGUUUGAUUGAGGCCUGUUUAAUCUUUGUCUCAGUUGUUCAAAUGCAACAUGUACAAUAAGCGCAUAAUGCCUGCUGAAAUAUUAAUAUUUUUUCACUUAUUGUUGUUAAAAGUUGUUCAUAAAAACACUGUUUUUAAUGAAUAAAUAAUGCUACAAUAAGAUUUGCCCUGACUAGAUACUAUUGUUGUUUAUCUUGCAUAAUAUAUUGUGUAGCCAAUGCUGUUUUAACACAAAACCCAUAUAUAAUUAACACUUGUGGCAUCAGAUAAUGUCAUAUGACACUAUAUUAACAAUAUAUAUUAACAAAGUCGAUCAUAGAAAAGUAUGUAUAAAUAUUAUAUCUACUUAAAUUAAUAUUGUUGUUCAAAACAACACUUAUUCUACAUACUUUUUAAUACACAUUGUCUUAAUUAUUUAAGUGCAUACGUUUUAGGACGCCUAAAUAUGUGUAACUUUUUUGGAAAAUAUGAGGUUUAUAUUAAGGAGUUCCAUAAUAAAUAUAUAUAUAUAUAAUGUAUGUUUAAGUAUUUAUAUUUGAAAUAUUUUGCUACCAUUCCAUUUAACCUUGACCAGUGAAUUGCUGCAAAUUACUUUAUAAUUCCAUUUUUUUCUAAAAGAUUUAUGUUAUUUGAUGUUGUUGUUAACAAUCAUUUUACUUAUCGUGUCAAUUCCUAGCGGCUCAAACAUGUUAUUUCUACUUAUAUUUAUUUUUAACACAACCAAAAGCUCAUUGCAAAAAGUCCCAAACAAAGAACUGAACAUACAUUCCAUUUGUAUAUGUGCAUGGCAUGUGAUUGAACUUUUAUUAUAAUGUGCUAAAAUGAAAAUUCCAUUUAAAACAUUGACAUUCUUUGAUUUGUAAACAUGAUAGGACUUUUGAUAUGUAGUUUUAUGAUAUACGAACAUUGUUCAUGCACGAUGAUAAUUUUCAUAUUAUGUGUAAUACAUUUGUUCAUGCCAAAAAUGUAACAUGAUUAUGUGACAUUUAAUAUUUGUAUAUGAUUCUUUUUUGCUGAACUAGAUUUGUUCAUUUACUUAAAAAAUAAUGCAUAAUUUCUUUAAUUGUGUUAUGUAAGUGUAUUCACAUACAUGUUUGUGUUUGCAAAUGUAAAAGUAAAAUUUGUUCCUAUGCAGAAGAGAGAAAUAAUGUUUAAUAUAUGUAGAUAAUAUAAAAAAUUAGUUUAUCAAAUUUUAUUAAUAAUCCGUUGCUUGAUAGAAAGUGAUAUUUUUUGGAGCAAAACUCAUAACAGUAGAACGGAGGAACCUGUGAGUGUUGUUUUGGAAAAAAGCCAUUUAAAGAAAGCAUCAUUGUAUUUACAAGUACGCUUUAACUCUUUCAGUGCUGGAACCGAAUUUUGAAGGCCUUUGCAAACAGUUUUGAUCCAGAUGAGACGCCACAGAACGUGGUGUCUCAUCAGGAUCCAAACUGUUUGCUAUUCUUAUAGUAUUCUUUGGAAAAAAUUGAAGAAAAUGCUAAUUUAAGAAAUUCAGCAGACAACAUUUUGGCAGAGGACAAAUUUCCCAGCAUGCAAGGGGUUAAAAAAGAUCCAGUACAUAAUUGUUCACCAAUUCAGCUUCUUAUGGUACCGGGCCACGUCUUUUUUGUUUAUAAUAUUAAUUGUAUAUUUAUGUGUUUGGUUUUGUUUUCACUGAAGAUUGUAUGUCUCAAUGUAUUGAAACAUAUUUUCAUCAUUAUUUUAGGGUUGGAAGUUGCAUGUAUAUAUACUUAUUAAUCACACCAUUGGCAUAUUUAUUUAGAUACUUUAAAGCUAACGUUGGCUAUGUUGUUGUUUGUUCUUUCAUUGCUUAGUUAUUUUGACUUGAGUUAAGAGUUUAUAUGGAUUGUUUUGUACCAUUUUUUGUGUAUGCUAGUUGAUGAACUAUGAGUGAAUUUUUGCACACUUUUGUACAAGUUACUGUACACAUUUACUGAAGUUAGAAAGAACGAUAUCUUCUAAGUAAUAAAAUUGUGUACUUUUAGUCAUACAUGACAAAACAUGAAAAAAGACAUAUUUGAUUUCUGCAUAACUGACUGUUUAAUAAUAUUUAAUUGACAAUGUGUUAAGGUCUACAGAAAACCUGGAUGUCGCUGUUUAAACAGUUCUGUUAUAAGAUCCCUUAUUUUGUUACUUCACACUGGUAUAUGUACUGUAUAUGCUAGAACGUUUUGGUCCGUCAUACUGUGAAAUCAUUCCAAGCUGUAAUAGAGAAAUUGUUCAUUUCCCGUUGUCAGUAUUUGGACAUUCCAAUGUGGACAUUGUACCUUAUCUUUGUAAACUUAUUUGCUUGUAGAGAUGUGAAUGAUUUUUGCAUAUAUACAUAUCAUUGUGUUGUUUAUAUACAAGGCAAUAAACUAUACCUUCUGGAA
Dreissena polymorpha is the source of this 10115-nucleotide messenger RNA. Its product is annotated as myosin-VIIa-like. The record is from RefSeq and is a predicted model, not a curated record. The transcript is spliced from 42 exons. The coding region runs from base 204 to 6740 and encodes 2178 amino acids. Gene Ontology annotation, cellular component: myosin complex; cytoskeleton. Gene Ontology annotation, molecular function: ATP binding; cytoskeletal motor activity; protein binding. Lineage: Eukaryota; Metazoa; Mollusca; Bivalvia; Myida; Dreissenidae.